AUGUCGAACUCACUAGAUGUGGUGUGUCGGAGGAAUGUGUUCAGCAACCCGUUUUAUACAAAAGCAAGGUGCGAAAGCAGUGUCAGCCCUACAAGAACAAUCGCUGCCGCUGCUGCAUCAGAGGAAUACAGCUGUGAGUAUGGAUCAGGCAAGUUUUACGCUCUGUGUGGCCUUGGGGGCCUCCUGAGCUGUGGGAUCACACACACAGCAGUGGUCCCCCUUGACUUGGUCAAGUGCCGAAUCCAGGUGGAUGCUGCCAAAUAUGGGGGCAUCGUCAAGGGCUUCAGGGUCACCAUUGCAGAAGAGGGUGUGCGCGGUCUGUCUAAAGGAUGGGCACCUACUUUCUUUGGCUAUUCAAUGCAAGGUGUCUGCAAGUUUGGUUUCUAUGAAGUCUUCAAAAUAUUUUAUUCAGACCUUUUGGGAGAGGAAAACAGCUAUCUCUGGAGAACUAGUCUAUAUCUGGCUGCUAGUGCCUCAGCUGAGUUUUUUGCCGAUAUUGCUCUCUGCCCCAUGGAGGCCGUAAAAGUGCGAAUCCAGACCCAGCCAGGCUGGAGUACAACCCUCAGAGAAGGAUUCCCCAGGAUCUUCAAGGAUGAAGGCCUGUCCGGCUUCUACAAGGGCCUUGUUCCCCUGUGGGCUCGCCAGAUCCCCUACACAAUGAUGAAGUUUGCUUGCUUUGAGAGGACAGUGGAAGCCCUAUACAAGUUUGUGGUUCCCAAACCACGAUCUGAGUGCACCAAGGCUGAGCAGUUGGUAGUUACAUUCGCUGCAGGUUAUAUUGCUGGUGUCUUCUGUGCCAUUGUAUCUCACCCAGCUGAUACCAUUGUGUCCAAGCUGAAUCAAAAGAAGGGAAGCAACUUUGUAGAUGUUGCAAAGUCUCUGGGACUUCUUGGCAUGUGGAAGGGACUGUUCCCCAGGAUCAUCAUGAUCGGCACCCUGACCGCCCUGCAGUGGUUCAUCUAUGAUUCUGUCAAGGUGGCAUUCCGCCUGCCCCGUCCACCACCACCAGAGAUGCCGGAGUCUCUGAAGCGCAAGCUCGGGCUCAAUUGA
Messenger RNA from Candidula unifasciata, 1050 nucleotides. NCBI's taxonomy places the organism in Eukaryota, Metazoa, Mollusca, Gastropoda, Stylommatophora, Geomitridae. The record is from the annotation of a GenBank genome assembly.